AUGCGAGAGCGGCUUCUUCGAAUGACGUAUGGGACGGAUAGGAUUCGCAUCGGGCUGAAGAGGGGGGCAUAUGCCGGAGGAAAAGAUACAGCAACGCCUCUCAGAUGCUACAUUUUGAUCGCUGUUUCGGCUCCCCAGACGUCGCAGGUUGACGGCGUGGGGCCGCGAGAGGGUGUAUUAAUGCAGUCGGCUUGCAUCGGCCGGCUCCGGCGUCGCCUGCUGCGCGCAACGCUGCUGUCGUCGUCGCGUGUGGAGAAGGCGUGCUACUUGACACAUCAGAAGAGCGAGCCCUCCAGGCAGCAGAGACCACCGCACCGAAGAAUUGGCCCUGUGCGCCUGCCUUGCCACGCGCGCCCUACGAGAAGGGCAGCAAGCAGAGUGGAAGCCGCACGGAGACCAGCCAUCACAGUGCGGCUACGCACGUUUCGGGGACGGCAGCGAGGAAGUCGGCGGUACCGCUUUCUCAUCUUCGCGGCCAGGUGGCGCAUCCGCGACACAUCAGUGGCUCCUACUUCCAUCGUUGCAGGAAAGGUGAGCGUGCGCGGAUCCGAGGGCGAGUGCCUUGGCGCCAGCGCGUUGCGCCGCAGCGCGACCGCCUGCGACAUCCGGUAUCCAGCUCAUCCUACAAGCGUACCUAGAUGCGAGCCUGGUCUCCUGCGUCUGCAGAAGCCGCUAACACCUCCCUGUCAUGAGUUCCCUGGGACCGAAGCAGCGAAAGGCUUUCCGCCGCAGCGGUUUCGCGACCAGGGCUGCACCGUCGCCCACUCACUGAAUAUGCUGUUCUUCGACAAGACCGUCUUUGUUGCAACGGGUAAAGGACGAGCGCGACGGAACCAUAUUGUGAUCGGCGUCUCCUCUGGAAAGGUGGAACCAGAUGGACUAGCAGGCGCUGUCGAGGGUGUAUUAAUGCAGUCGGCUUGCAUCGGCCGGCUCCGGCGUCGCCUGCUGCGCGCAACGCUGCUGUCGUCGUCGCGUGUGGAGAAGGCGUGCUACUUGACACAUCAGAAAAGCGAGCCCUCCAGGCAGCAGAGACCACCGCACCGAAGAAUUGGCGCUGUGCGCCUGCCUUGCCACGCGCGCCCUACGAGAAGGGCAGCAAGCAGAGUGGAAGCCGCACGGAGACCAGCCAUCACAGUGCGGCUACGCACGUUUCGGGGACGGCAGCGAGGAAGUCGGCGGUACCGCUUUCUCAUCUUCGCGGCCAGGUGGCGCAUCCGCGACACAUCAGUGGCUCCUACUUCCAUCGUUGCAGGAAAGGUCUAUGGCCCCUCGGAGAUGCGGCGACCUCCGGCUGACAUCUGUAGCGCCCUAUACUGGACUCGCCCUACACCCGUGUCCCGCUGCAAUGAGUAUAAACUGCCCCGUCUCAAACACUGUAUAGUGCUAUACCACGACCGGAUGCGGAGCUCUCCAAUAGUCCUCUUAGAACUCCAUGUGCGACGCGUUCCCAGGAUGGUCGAACCUAUCGCCUGUGCGGCGGCGUCCUCGUCCGCAGUGCUUUAUACCCGGGAGGGGCCUGGAGGGGGAUCUGUAGCGUUCACUUGCUACGACGAUCGGGAUACUGGAAGACGUCCUGAGUCAAGGGGCAAGGUGCAGUCUCCGAAAAAAACGCCUCAUGCGGCACACCCAUCUUCCCGAGGCGGUGGGGAGGAGUCUAGGCAAAGGCGUGGGAACCGGGGAAAUGCACGCAUUUCCAUGCACAAGUCCGUUCGAAAUAGGGCGGCAGCUUGGCCUGCGAGAGAGUCGCGUGCAAUUUGGGAUGACUUCAGCUGCAGGCAUACACGUCGGACCUAUUCUGUAGUUAUUGCAAGCUGCGUGACCAGCCAGCCUUACCGACAAGACAGAGCUGCAGGAGAGUCUAGCGGUGCCUUUCGCUGGCCUUCGACGGCGCCUCCACCGUCGCAGCCACGGCCCACGCCAAAACUUGCUAGCAAACUAGCGGACGGGGGACGGAUUGUAGACCACUUUUAUCCUUUGGCAUACCGACUGAGUCGAGUUUGGCUGCGCUGUGCUCCAUGUUGCAGGGUGAGAACUCGUAGUAGCAUCAGCGGCCGCAAGAAACGUAGGCACCACAGAGGCUACUGGAAUGGGAGAGGACAGAAUCACGUGCCUUAUGGCAAGCCCUCCACGGCGAGAGCGGAAGAGUCUGGUGAAAAGCUGAAAAGAUGUAAGACCUCCGACAAGAAUGUUGAACAGAACCGCAUUGAUCCAUUCUCACUCAGAGAGGCUCGCGACCGAGGUCGCAGUAGGGGGAGGGUGACGAUUACUUCUGCACGCUCAGGCGUCGCGACCCUGAUCGCCUGCCCGCCGUCUGCGUACGCCCCUGUUCUCAGCACCGUCUUCUACCGUCGCCCAGGCCUUCUUUUGCAGCGUGAGCCGAAUAGCAGCGCGCAGACACGUCGCCGCGCGCUGGGGGAGACAAAGGGCGAGGACGGGUUUGUGGCUGUGCAGCCUAAUAGCAGCGCGCAGACACAUUCGGUAGAGCAGCGCGUCAAGGCUUGCAGCACUUGCACCCGGCACCGGAGGGAACCGCAGGAGGCAGACGGGAGCGACAACAGCUGGAGACUGACGACCACCGGCCGCGAGUGCCAGCCUCUGGUGAUGCAGGCGGGGAUUGUCCAGCUGCGAGUCCGGUACGUGCGAGAGCGUACUUCCAUUGCCGCACAACACCGCCUCGACCCGUCACAGUGUCCUGGAACGCAGAAGGACGUGAGAGCCUUGCCUAGGGCCCAGCUGCUUGCCUGCCCGGAGCAGUCAUCCCGGCGGUGCACGCAGCUCUUGCGUCUAAGUCAUCAGUUCCAGAUGACCCGGGAGACCAAGCCUGCGUGGAAACCCGUGUUGCACACACUCCCUGCUGUAGCUGCCUCGGGGACCGCUGACGGCCACGCUUAG
Messenger RNA from Rangifer tarandus platyrhynchus (Svalbard reindeer), 2892 nucleotides. Lineage: Eukaryota; Metazoa; Chordata; Mammalia; Artiodactyla; Cervidae. The record is from the annotation of a GenBank genome assembly.